Molecule: messenger RNA, 5479 nt
Organism: Rhipicephalus sanguineus (brown dog tick)
Lineage: Eukaryota; Metazoa; Arthropoda; Arachnida; Ixodida; Ixodidae
Product: Down syndrome cell adhesion molecule homolog
Exons: 26
Coding region: 1-4524 (1507 amino acids)
Biological process (GO): cell-cell adhesion
Molecular function (GO): protein binding
Source: RefSeq, a predicted model, not a curated record
AUGGAGCAGCAGGAGGCACUGGCGCACGGCUUUGACCAUGAAGUCCAAGUGGUGACUGUCGGCUGCGCCGGGCAAGUCAUCCGGUCGGCGUACGAGGUGACCACGUCUGACGUGUUCGUGAUCAGGGGCAACACCGCUGCGCUUCGCUGCGAGGUGCCAGCUUCGGUUCGCGACUUCAUUCAUGUCGUCUAUUGGGAGACCGACGACGGGCUCACGCUGCACAGUGGCACCCUAGAAGACAAGUACCAGAUAUCGACGGAGGGGGACCUGGUCAUCGACCGCGUCGACAUGGCCGACGCGAGGCGCAAGUACCGCUGCAUCACGCGCAACAUUCUGGUCGGCGAGACCGUGUCCGGAUCCAGCUGGGCGCAGCUGCUUGUUACCGACACGUCGAACUACCUGCCUCCCCGAAUCCGCAGACUGAAGCAGACGAUGAAACUGUCGGCCGGCGACCCGCUUCGAUUGGCGUGCGUGGCGCAGGGCUACCCUGCUCCCAGCUACCGCUGGUACCGCAAGAAGGAUUCGCUCACCAUCCCGCUGGGCUCUAGUAGCGGAAGCGGCGGCCGGAUACGCGUGUACCGGGGCUUCCUGCUCGUCCAGUCCACCAUGCGUCAGGACGCCGGCACUUUCAUGUGUGUCGCCAACAACACGGCUGGAGAAGACCGCGCCCUCUUCGAAGUCAUCGUCACCAUGCCUCUCAAGGUGACCGUAAGUCCCAGCAGUGUGCUGACUCGCGAGGGCCGCAACGUGGUGUUUAACUGCUCGGUGCGCGGAUUUCCCGUGUCGGCGGUCACGUGGCUGCGCAACCAGCAGCCCGUCAUGUCCGGGGGCCGAGUACGAGUCGUGGACCAGACCGAGCUGCACGUGAGCGCCGUCCAGAGGUCGGACCGCGGCAUGUAUCAGUGCGUCGCCUACGGACACGAGAGCUCGGCCCAAGGAGCAGCUCAGCUCGCGCUUGAAGAGAACCCGCCCGACUUCCUGGAGGCCUUCCAGGACCAGCUGCUCAAGCCCGGCCUGCCCGUGUCGCUCAAGUGCUCCGUGACGGGCAACCCGCUGCCGCAGAUCUCGUGGUUCCGCUACGGCCGCCUGCUGGCUGACCGGGCGGGCCUGCGCAUCGGGGACUUUGUGGACGCCUCCGGCGUGGUCACCAGUUUCGUCAACGUGUCGGCCGUGGCCACCGAGCACGGCGGUGUGUACACGUGCCGCGCCGAGAACGAACUCGCCUCGGCCGAGCACACGGCGCGCCUGUCCGUGUACGGGCCGCCGUUCGUGCACCGCAUGGACAACACGACGCACGUGAGCGGCGCCGACGUGCGCCUGCAGUGCGCGUCCUCCGGAUACCCAAUCUCGCAGGUCGUCUGGAAGAAAGAUAACGAGAAACUGCGGCCUUCGUCGAGAAUCCUGGCCAGCGACAACGGGACAUUGCACAUCGUUCACGUGACCCAAAGCGACCAAGGCUGGUACGAGUGCGCCGUCAGUAACCGACGAGGAAAUACGGCCGUCGGUUCCAUGUACCUCAGGGUCAUCGCAAGGCCCGUGAUCAACCCAUUCCUGUUCAUGAAGAACCUCCAAGAAGGAAUGCGGACCACCGUGGUAUGCAGCGUCCUGUCCGGGGAGUCGCCCAUGGACAUCGACUGGCUCAAGGACGGUGCUCCACUGACCGACAUUCACCCGGAAGCCAAGAUCACACGGCUGGGUGACUUCGCCUCGUCUCUCACUAUGGACAACGUGACGAGGAGGCACUCGGGAAAUUACAGCUGCAAGGCCACGUCCGGUAUAGCGACGGCCAACUACACGGCGAGGAUGGACGUCAGUGCGUCGCCGAGAUGGAUGAAGCAGCCCAGCGAUCAAUCCUCUACCAGAGGACAGCGCACGGUGUUCGAUUGCGAGGCGGACGGGAACCCUCUGCCCGUGCACCGCUGGAAAGUGGCCUACGGCAAAAGAAGCGAGAAGGUCUCCGAGUUCCGGAGCGUCGUGAGCAGCCCGCACAUGCACGUGUUGGAGAAUGGAUCGCUGGUCAUAUCCGAGGUGACCAUCGAGGACCAGGGCCAUUACCUGUGCGAGGCCAGCAACGGGGUCGGGCCGGCACUGUCGGUCGUUGCUUACCUCGACGUCAACGUUCCACCGUAUUUCACCGAGGAGUUCGAGACAAAGACAGUUCGAUCCAAGGAUGACGUCACCAUCUCCUGCGAGGUGUUUGGGGAAACUCCGCUCACGGUCACGUGGUCCAAGGAUAGGAAACCUUUCGGAGAUCUCGCUUUGCCACGGUUCGUUCUUCAAGAGGACACCACGGCUGAAGGAAUAGUGUCCAAAGUUUUCAUUCCGUCCGUGAGUCGAGAAGACUCUGGGGUGUUUGCCUGCGAAGCCACCAACUCUUACGGAAAGAAGGAUCGCACGAUUCAGCUCAUUGUUCAAGGUGCGCCAGAGACGCCGAGAGACGUUCACAUUGACCAAGUAACGAGCCGAUCGGUAACUCUCUACUGGACGCAGCCACACACGGGCAACAGCCCCAUCUUGGGAUACACAAUCCUCUACGUGCCUGAAGCCGAUAAGGUGACAUCGGCGCCCCUGAGCAUGCGCACUGGGACACCUAGCAACCGCGCUACGCUAACAGGUCUCAUUCCCGGGACGUCCUACAUUCUUCGAAUCGUGGCUGAGAACGCCGUCGGCAAAUCCGGUCCCAGCGAGGAAGUGCGGGUGUCCACCGACGAAGAAGCCCCUUCGGGAUCGCCAUACGAAGUCAGGGUCACAGCAACAAGCUCAAAAACUAUCCACGUGCGGUGGAAGCCGCCGCUGCAGGCGACCUACCACGGAAAGCUGAAGGGGUUUCACGUGGGCUACAGGCCGAUAAACACCAGGGAAACGUUUCAGUUCCAAACGAUCAAGCUCGACGACAGCGAACACGGCGCGGGCGCCGAGAAGAAGGAGCAAGAGUACGAGAUUCGCGGUCUACGGAGGCACACCCAGUACGCCGUGGUGGUGCAGGCCUUCAACAACAAAGGGGCGGGCCCGUUGUCCGAAGAGGCCACAGUUCAGACCCUCGAAUUCGACCCUCCGCCGGCGCCUCAGCUGUUCGUCACUUCGAAGUCCUCCUCCACGUUAGAACUGGAAUGGAAAUUCACCGAAGCUACCGAAACGCCUAUUACAGGGUACGUGGUGCAUUACAAGAGCGAGUACGGAGAGUGGCAAGAGACGCAGGUUAACUCCAAACUGAACAAGCACCUGCUGACAAACCUGGUCUGCGGCCACCACUACCAGAUUACCAUCACCGCCUUCAAUUCGGCUGGUAGAGGAGCACCCAGCGAAACUGUCAGCGCCGAGACAACAGGAAGAGGACCGAUCCCUCCACAGGACAAGAUGCAGAAUGUCGUUACCGCCAAUUCGACGUGCAUCUCCGUGAACCUGGACGGCUGGAGCGACGGCGGCUGUCCCAUCACUUCCUUCGUACUGCAGUACAAGCCUCACAUGCAGCAGGACUGGAUCCUUCUCUCCAACAACAUUCAGAUGGCCCAGUCGCCCGUCACUCUGACCGACUUGGCGCCGGGCACGUGGUACGACAUCAUGGUGUCCGCAUACAACGAUGCCGAUGCGAACGAAGUCGAAUACCGCAUCGCCACGCUCACACUCAGUGGAGCGACGGUGGCGCCUCUGGCAGCUCAGUCCCAGGAAAGCGGUGGGUCGCUGUUUCGCGACCCAGCUGUGCUGGUGCCCGUGGCGUGCGCCGUGGUCGUGGUGCUCGUCAUCUGCCUUGUCGUGGGCGUCGUGCUCGUGCUGCGCAGGCGCGAGAACGUCUACGACACGUGCCACACGCAGCACAUAUAUUCGAGUGAGUCUGUGCGCAAGACGGACAGCAUGUCCAUGUCGGCCUACACCAAGGACAAGCAGCACUUCUGCGACUCCUCCGGUGACGAAGGCGCCACGCAGCGCGAGCCCCUCUACUACCCGUCGCCGUACGCUACCACGCAGGUCUCGGCCGCAGCGUCGUCGGCGUUGGUCGCCGGAGAGAUGUCGUCAUGCGCGUCACCUGGACGUCGGCUGGCGUCAGGCGGCGACUUCGGCGGCGGCGGCGGCACGCUGCAGCGGACGCGUUACAGCGGCAACCGGACGCACCUGUACGACGUGCCGCUCAGGCCCAAACAGCAGAGUGAAGACUAUACAGCUUAUGCAAGGCUCUGGAUGCAACCGCUUCCCACAGGGGCGUUCAGUUUAGAUCAAGAUGGAGAGACCGACAUGUACGCAGAUUUUGUAGAGUUCGUCGGCAAUGAGACGAAGUAUUCAAGGGGAGAGGAAGUUCCACAUUACAGAAGCCCAAGGAAGUUUAGCAAACAAGACGUGCUGAUGAACGGAGAAGUGGUGGACAUGGAAGAGCUCUCAGAGGCCGAAUGCGACAGAGAUAGACUUCGGUACCACAUGUCAAAUCAAAAUACUCUUGCGAGAAGUCAACGGGAUCAGUCAUCGUAUAAGCAUUUCACAGGAGGUGUUUUGAACUCUUUGCCACUGCUGCCUUCUUUUAUACAAAGUUAAGCUGAACAAGAAAUGGAAUGUAGACCUUCUACUCUGAGCGGUCUGCAACGCCGGGGAAGACCAUCGCAUCUAUGUGAGAUAAUCUUGUGAUAGUGAACCAUCAGGAAGGACAUGGAAAUGAAUUAGCCAUGAACGCAGGACGACUGCCCUAUCCCGGUGUUCAGGUGUUCCGGCGUUCAGGAAGCAUGCGUCAGUGAAAAGAAAUUGCUCCCGCUCCGACUGAGCUAGAUGCGAGUAGUAACCUCAUUUAGCCGAUCUGAGUUACGUUCGGCAGAAGUUCACGCCCAUGCCGUUUAAUUUCACACUAGAUGAUAUGUGAAAAACGAGAUAUUUUAUGAGUAAAUGUGGAGAACACCGAAAAGGCGAAUCGCUGACUCCAAAGAAUGAGUUAUGAAGGAUCAACUCGUCACCUCAGAACGCAGCGAAAUUCGCUUCUCAGCGUGACCUAACAUACGCGUCGCAUCUCCUUUUCUUUCCGCGUGCGACUGACGGCGGUAAUUCGUGUUCGCCGCUCAGGAAAAGCGAAGGCAGAGAAAGAAACACGAAUGACACGAGCGCUGUACUCGCCUUUAUUUAGCGAUAAACGCGUCCUGCGUACGGUAAACACAAGCUCGGCCGUGUUCAAGUUUUGAAGACCUCAAAAUAGACUGGUUGUGCUGCUUACGAAUUAGAAAAGGUGGCCCCGUGCUAGAUCUUACAGUGCACGAACGUCGCUUCCGUCGCCAACCGCGCCAGGACGUGCACGAGAAGCGCAUACCCAUCCGCUUGCGUGUUCUCUUGAACAAUGGAGUGCACUGACUUUUAUCCUACGUUAAGCGUUUGUUAAAAUGCCCCCAAACAGAUUUUCCACAGGAUAUAGGGCAUCCCUCUAGAGUGAGCGCGGUGUAUUUAAACAAAUAUAACCUCGCAAAAUAUUUUCACGCGGGCCUAGUGUUUACCAAAGGAGCGUGUAUAG